CUCAGGUCGUCCUUCCUCUCUUCAGCAGAAGGAGAGCAUUACCAGUUUCCUGCCUGAAAGAAGUGAAGGCAGCCAUGGCGUCAGGCCUGACCAGUGUUGUUGUGCUGGCCGUAUGUGUUUUCCUAACCCCUGGUGUAUCUGCAGGGAGAAACAAAUGUGACUCCUACAGAGAUGGAGCUAACGUAUACCACUCCGCCCAAUCUUGCCUCACAGGAUUCUGCUGUGGUUCAUGCAUUAACAGAUACUGCUGUCACGAUUCUUUCUGGCGGUUGACAGAGGAUAAACAAGAAGAAUGUGAUAACGACUUUUUCGUCCCUGACUCACCUCUGCCCAUGGUCUUCGGAAUUGGUACCUUAGUCAGUGUUUUGCUCAUCGUCAUCUGCUGCUGUGUCUGCCCCUGCUGCUGCCUGUACAAGAUGUGCCGAAAACCAAGACCUGUGAUUGCCACCACCACUCACACCACAGUGGUCACCUCUGCUCCUCAGCAGUACCCCCAGCAGCCAACAGCUAUAGCUGCACAUCCUCAGUCCUACCAGGGUGCCCAAUAUCCGCCCUACCAGCCUAUACCUGUGCAGCCAGGUUUCGGAGCUCAGCCAAUGCCACAGGGCUAUGGAGCUCAGCCCAUGCAGACAUCACCCUACCAUGGACAACCAUUCACAGCAGCACAGCCGCCAACAUACCAAGAAGCCAUCGGUCCUUGCUACCCUCCCAACCCUAUGCCUUACAGCCAGGCUGCAUACAAUCCCAGCCAGCCUGCGUACCCGCUGCAGCCUCCUGUCCAGCCGCAGGCCCACGCUCCGCCUGGACGCCCAGACUACCUCGGCCAACCAGCAUACAACCCGGACUUUGUUGCUCCCCCACCCAAGACCGGAUAACUGACCACCACAGUGCUAAACUCUUAGCCACUUUAAAUGUGCUGCAACAUGUUUGAACUAGGCAGAGCUGCAAAUGUGUCACAAGAUGAUGCUUUUGCAGGUUUGGAGAACAUCUGUUCUGUUGAGAAGUUGCCAAGUGAUAAUGUUGAUUGCUCUUAGCCUGUAUUGCAUAGACUUACAAUACACAAGAUGUGCGAUUGUUUUUUUAUUAUUAUUAUUGCUUGGUGGCUCUAUCAUAGUCAGCUUAGUUAAUAACAUAAAACCACCGAGUCUGAUUUUAAGGUUAGAUGAAGUGCUUUAGACUUUUCUGGCCUUGUGAACGUGCCUCAACAUCUCCCUCUUAGUUCAUGUCUGUACAACUCACUGGCUGAACCUGCCUGACUUCCUGACUUCUUGAAGUCCAUUCAGUCUUUUUUCAUUAACUUUUUCAAAAUGUAUUCUUCUCUGGUUCCUUUUUGUUAUACAUAUAUUGCUUUGUAUGUUUACAUCAGAACAAAUCAGUUCUGAGUGUGUCAUUAUAAGCAUGGACGCCUGGUUUUGUUCAUUAGUGGAGGAGCAAAAAUGGAAACAUAUGGAACAGAAAAAACGAUUUAAAGCUCCUGUGAGGAACUUACAGUUUGUGUCGAUUUUGGGAGACCCCAGCGGACUAAGUGGGACGAUUAAUCUCUUUGUAAGCCUGUCCUAAACAUAUGCAAGUAGUGCUUUCUGACAAAAAAAAUCUCAUCCAUCUUUAUUUUAAAUGCCUGUUUUGCAACUCACAAUGAGUCUUUGACAUGUAAACAGUUUUUAAAGGCUGUUUCUGCCUCCUGCUGUAGAUGGUGUCUCUUCACACCGACCCCGUGGCAGAAUUGACAGGCAUAGAAAUAACAUAACAGAAAUGAUCAAUGGUUUGCUAUUGUAGAUAAUAUAGAGGCCUCAGUAUAACAUUGGGUCUGUUUCAUAACCAACUAAAAUCUCCUCACUAGCUUUAAAAUAAGUUUCUAAUCCUAUUUCAUCAAAGGCAAGAAAAAGCUAUCUGCCCUACUCAUGCAGUUGUUCUCUUUCACUUCCAAAAUAAUAAAAUCCUCAGGAGUAAAGCAAAAAAGUAUUAUAUAUACUGCAGAAAAAGAGCAGGCUCUUUGACUGAGGAUCUUUACUGCAAAGAUUGUCUGAUAAAAUAUUUUUUGAAAAGUAAAAAAGUGGGAUAGAAAAUGAAUGAUUUUUACCCCCUUUGGUUGAAUAAUUGGGAUAUAUUUCCAUCCAUUUGCUCCAUCAAGCAGUCAUCUAUGACUGUCAAUAAACUACCAUCAUUCAGAGUUUCAACAGAAAGAAAAGUGAUGAGUGGAAAAAGGGAAUUAGCGUCAUGUCAUAAAAAAAACACGGGAAAAGUUCACUUACAUUUUUUUUUCAUAUAAAAGGGAGAUUUAAUUUCUUUCAGUAAUGUUUUCAUUUUUUCUCAGGUUCUCAUUCAUUGUUUUCAUUUUGCUCAGAGUACAGCGUGUAGCCGAGCUGAAAUGCCCCACAAGCUUUGAAUGAAAUAACCAAAGGAGAUUCUUUUCAUGUUCACAUAGUAGAAUCAUUGUUCCAAAAUGCAGGAAAUAACUGUGCCUUCAGUGUCUUUUUAUCCAACUAGCAGUCAAUGUUACAGUUUAAAAUCAAACUUUCUAGUUCCACAUUCUUGUGUGCUGUUACUUGUACUUAACAUUUAUCAUAAAAUCUUAAAUUUACCUGAAGUUGAAACAUUUCUGCCAUCAAAUUGGGUUGCCCUGCAACUUGAAUUACUUCAUUUACAACCCAAAUUAGCAUGUAGUGAAUCUUGUAGUUGUUUUUCUCUGGGGAAAAAAAUCACCAUUGCCUUAUUAGCCUGUACAAGUUUAACAGUGUGGUUUCAAUUUUUCUAUCUUACAAAAACUAAACUAGGAAGCCUUUCUUGCUCUGCUAUUUCAUUUCACCUUUUUUUUCUGCACCAAACUGAACAUGAAGAAGUGACAGCUCAGGUGACAAGACAGACUUUAAUCUUUUGAGCUGCACUGUUUCAACUUUUUUGGUUUGUUGUUUUGAAGUCAUUUGAUUGUGGUCAAAAAAGAGAGUACAUUGUCCUUUAUUUUUUGUUAUAGGGACAGGUUUCAGAAUGCCUUUCAGUCACAUCUAUGCUGUGGCUUAUUUUAUUUGUUUCUAUUGACACAAGAUACCAAAUGUCAGCUACUGAAAGAGUCCAGGCUAAUGUCAUUGCAUGUCUUUUAUUUUUGAGGAAUGUUCACGUGUUUCCUACAUCGACCAAGCAAUUUGUCUGUGAACUUCAUUGUGGGCUUGGCUUUCGUCUGUCCAUCUACAUUUGUUCUUCCUGUAUUUUCAGUCAUCCGGCCAGUGCUGACUCUUCAAGUUUUAGAAGUUUCUUGAUUUGUGGAUUUGUUUAUUGUAGCCAUUUGUGUCCUUUAUGAAAAAAAUACCAGCAUAGGUUUAGUCUUGUUUAAUCUGUGUUUCUUGUCCUACAAUUGAUGCAACUGCUAAAAUAUAAUGUAUGUACAUGCUUUUAUUUUGUUUAAAAAAACACACCAUUUCUUCUGCAGUGUUCAAUAAAAAAAAUAUUUCUUUC
Molecule: messenger RNA, 3450 nt
Organism: Labrus mixtus (cuckoo wrasse)
Lineage: Eukaryota; Metazoa; Chordata; Actinopteri; Labriformes; Labridae
Product: protein shisa-5-like
Exons: 5
Coding region: 75-875 (266 amino acids)
Source: RefSeq, a predicted model, not a curated record